Molecule: messenger RNA, 975 nt
Organism: Echinostoma caproni
Lineage: Eukaryota; Metazoa; Platyhelminthes; Trematoda; Plagiorchiida; Echinostomatidae
Source: the annotation of a GenBank genome assembly
AUGAAUAGAUCUGUAUCUCUAAAUAUAUUCCAACCCCCAAAUCAGACGGGAGCCAAAUGGUUCGGAAAAAUAUUGCAAGCUAACGAUGAAUACCACUUAAAGCAGUUCAAGGCUCGCUUGGGUACACGCUGGGAAGGCGUGGAACGACGAAAAUCUGCUCGACCGACCAUACGACACGAAGUGUCUGACGACGAUCUACCGAGUUCUUUUGAUUCGCGCGAAGUAUGGUCAUACUGUCCCACAAUAAAUCAAAUUCGUGACCAGUCCAGUUGUGGAUCAUGUUGGGCUUUUGGAGCGGCUGAAGCGAUCAGUGAUCGUAUUUGCAUUCAUUCAUGCGCGUUUGUGCAAGUGGAAAUUAGCGCGCUAGACCUCCUAGCUUGUUGCAGUGAUUGCGGUGACGGAUGUUACGGUGGAUGGCCCGGUCUGGCAUGGGACCACUGGAAAAACAACGGUCUGGUUUCUGGUGGUUCGAAAGAAAAUCCAAAUGGAUGCCGAAACUAUCCGUUUCCCUCUUGUAAACAUCGUGGUAAGGGUGAUAAAAAACCUUGUCCAUCGGAAUUAUACCGAACACCGCAAUGCGAAUCUGAAUGUGACACGGGUUAUAACGGAACAUAUUUCGAUGACCUUCAUUACGGUUAUAGUUCGUACAAUGUGCCCUCUGAUGAGAAGCAGAUUAUGGCUGAAAUCAUGCUCAACGGACCUGUAGAAGCGUCUUUCGAAGUAUAUGAGGAUUUCAGAACAUACGACCACGGUAUCUAUUUUCAUAGCUGGGGUAAAUCUGUUGGUGGUCACGCAAUCAAAAUGAUCGGCUGGGGUGAGGAAAAUGGUGUACCCUACUGGAUCCUGGCCAACUCGUGGAAUGAGCAGUGGGGUGAGAAAGGAUUUUUCCGCAUCCUUCGUGGGAACAAUGAGUGUGGAAUUGAGUCCGAAGUGGNUAUACCUAAAGAAAACAUGAAAUCCAACCAUGGCUGCUGA